AUGGACUCAAAAGUUUCUCAUUCUCGCACUGCAACUUCUAGGCCCUGCGACAGUGACACAUAUCGACUAUUGCCAACCGAACUCCUUGAACAAAUCCUUACCGAAGCAUGGGUCUCUUCGAUGUCUCCCGAAGAGCGAAAAAAAUUUGUGAAAACGAUAUCCCGCGCGUCCAAGACAUGGGCAGCUACUCUGGCAAGGGUAUGCUCCAGAGAUGUAUACAUUAUUGAAGAGGAACUACAAUUUCCCAAAAGAAUCGAAACAGAUUAUUCCUCCUUCCAACUUCGUCGUUCAUUGACUCGACAACUCCCACUCCCUUCAUUUGCCUUGACGACAUACGGCUCAUUCACCCAAUUCGAGCGCCUUAGGAAAAGGGCGAUGAAAGACCUCCUAUCCACAUUUCGAGGACUACCUUACGCUCCCAAUUUAUCAAAACUUUCGGUCGAAUAUUUCAGUCAAGGAACUAGCUCUUGUUCGAUCAUAGCUUUCGACGUCCGAGUGAUCCGCAUGGAGGUGGAAUAUAAUUUUGUACCAGAUACACCCUCGUGGCUGCUAGAUGAAUUGGGUCUCACUGGUCGGGGCAGGCUGUCAAAAUCAAGCCAUACUCCUUGGGAGAUACCUGACCUGGACCACAUAUCGACAUCGGAUAGUGACGCAUCUGCCUUUGGGGAUAUUCUGAGACUUUGCCCUCACCUCGAAAUGCCGACAACGAAAACAUUUGGAAUCAAUUUGAGAAUUUUGUCGUCUUCAGACUAUGUGCCACAGCAUUCCUCCAUUGUUCACGGACCGGUCUCCUUCCCAAAAUUUCUGGGGUGGAUAUCAGAAAAUGACCUCAAACAGCAUAGAAAUGGAUGUAUACCAGAGGGGAUAUGUGGGAAAUCUCUAGGCCUUGUCCUCGACAACCCCAUAUACAGUCGCGGUCGUUCGCAGGAUUUGACGAAUAUGAUAAGGAAUGUCGGCGUAUUUACCCAGAGGUCUGGCUCUUCCUAA
Messenger RNA from Psilocybe cubensis, 987 nucleotides. RefSeq lists its product as uncharacterized. NCBI's taxonomy places the organism in Eukaryota, Fungi, Basidiomycota, Agaricomycetes, Agaricales, Agrocybaceae. The transcript has a single exon. The record is from RefSeq and is a predicted model, not a curated record. Bases 1 to 987 code for a protein of 328 amino acids.